GGCUCCCAGCCUUUGCUCCGCGCCAGACCCGGCCCUGCCGUCCGCCUACCCGCCCGCCGCGGCUCGUCAUCUCCGGGGUCCCAGCCUCCACGGGCCGGGGCCGCCGCCGCCGCCGCAGGACGGGGAGGCGGGCCAUGGCGUCCUGCGUGGGGAGUCGGACCCUGAGCAAAGAUGAUGUGAACUACAAGAUGCAUUUCCGGAUGAUCAAUGAGCAGCAAGUGGAGGACAUCACCAUUGACUUCUUCUACCGGCCGCACACUAUCACUCUGCUCAGCUUCACCAUCGUCAGCCUCAUGUACUUUGCCUUCACCAGGGAUGACUCUGUCCCAGAAGACAACAUCUGGAGGGGUAUCCUCUCUGUAAUUUUCUUCUUUCUUAUCAUCAGUGUCCUAGCUUUCCCCAAUGGUCCGUUUACUCGACCUCAUCCGGCCUUGUGGCGAAUGGUUUUUGGGCUCAGCGUGCUCUACUUUCUGUUCCUGGUGUUCCUCCUCUUCCUGAACUUUGAGCAGGUUAAAUCCCUGAUGUACUGGCUGGAUCCAAAUCUUCGCUAUGCCACGAGGGAGGCAGAUGUCAUGGAGUAUGCUGUGAACUGCCACGUUAUCACCUGGGAGCGGAUUAUCAGCCAUUUUGAUAUAUUUGCAUUUGGACAUUUCUGGGGCUGGGCCAUGAAGGCCUUGCUGAUCCGUAGCUACGGUCUUUGCUGGACAAUCAGUAUUACCUGGGAGCUGACUGAGCUUUUCUUCAUGCAUCUUCUGCCCAAUUUUGCCGAGUGCUGGUGGGACCAAGUCAUUCUGGACAUCCUGCUCUGUAACGGUGGUGGCAUCUGGUUGGGCAUGGUCGUCUGCCGGUUUUUAGAGAUGAGAACUUACCACUGGGCAAGCUUCAAGGACAUCCAUACCACCACCGGGAAAAUCAAAAGAGCCGUGCUCCAGUUCACUCCUGCUAGCUGGACCUACGUUCGAUGGUUUGACCCCAAAUCUUCAUUUCAGAGAGUGGCUGGAGUAUACCUUUUUAUGAUCAUCUGGCAGCUGACUGAGUUGAAUACCUUCUUCCUGAAACACAUCUUUGUGUUCCAAGCCAGCCAUCCAUUAAGUUGGUGUAGAAUUCUCUUUAUCGGUGGCAUCACGGCUCCCACAGUGAGACAGUACUACGCUUACCUCACCGACACGCAGUGCAAACGCGUGGGAACACAGUGCUGGGUGUUUGGGGUCAUUGGUUUCCUGGAAGCUAUUGUCUGCAUAAAAUUUGGACAAGAUCUCUUCUCUAAGACCCAGAUACUCUAUGUUGUACUUUGGCUUCUUUGCGUGGCUUUCACCACCUUCCUGUGUCUGUACGGCAUGGUGUGGUAUGCAGAGCACUAUGGGCACCGGGAAAAGACCUACUCAGAGUGUGAAGAUGGCACAUACAGUCCAGACAUCGCCUGGCCUUCCGGAAAAGGUACAAAAGGUUCUGAAGACGGCCCACCCAAGCACCCGGGCAACAACGAGAGCCAUUCUUCCAGAAGAAGGAACCGACAUUCCAAGUCAAAAGUCACCAACGGAGUGGGAAAGAAAUGAAAGCCCCUGGUUAAUCAAGGACGUGCCAGGGAGUGCCUAGAACUGGGAGGGGACAGAAUCGGCCGGACCUCCCUGAGAGGAGAUGGAAAUGCACGGCGCAAACGGGAAGGAGCGGGGGCUGGGGGGGGGGGUCAUUAAUCGAGAGCCUGUGUCUUGUUUCCCACAGACCUGGCCGCGUCGGGCAGGCCAUUGCCUGGGGUCCUUCGCCUCUCCGGGGUCUCUUGUAACUUCAGCGCUUGGCACGCAGUCACCACCGGUAGCAGGACAGCGUAGGCGGGAGAGGGUGGUUGUUUCCUCACCGUUGCCAGGGGCAGCUUUGUGCUUGCGUGUGUGGUGGAUGCACUUUAAACAUCUUCCUUCAGACAGGGCAUCAACCAGGCAGUUCAUGGCCAGGUUUUAUUUUUCCGCAUCUGCCUUUCUGUUUGACAGACUGGUUUCAGUCCAGACCCCUUCUCUGUCUUUUGUUGUCCCUUGUUUUUAAGUGAGGAUGCUUAAAAACCUUCAGAAGCCAUGGCUAAAGUUGAGCUGGGGGGAGGGCUCCCCUCUCUUUUAGAGGACAGAAGAGGGGAGCAGUGUACCUUACUGUUUGGCAACCGCCCCCACCCUGCCCCUUUUCAGAAUCAACCACUGGGUGGGUGGAAACCAGGCUGAGGAAAAGUUAGCGACCCACAUAGGAUCCUGGGCUCCAGAUCAGAACCUUUCUGUUCCCUGUCAGAUGUCAUAGGUCCAGACUUCUCCACCAUGCACAGGCCGGGGACCUGCCGAGAGGCAGGGCUCCCCUCCGCGGCACCCCCUAACCCCACCCCAGCCAGGUGCCUUUUCCAUUUUGUUUGUUUUUCCUUCCAUGGUGUGUUGCUGACAUUGUCUUUAGUCCCAUGUGAGGUGCUGGUGAGUAUUACCUUCCGACUGUGCCAUGCUCUAGAACAUUGACCCUGGUAGUUCACCACCUCUGAUGGAUCCCUGUUUUAAAUAAAACAAUUCACAUGAAAGCCCAUCAAA
Molecule: messenger RNA, 2555 nt
Organism: Phacochoerus africanus (Common warthog)
Lineage: Eukaryota; Metazoa; Chordata; Mammalia; Artiodactyla; Suidae
Gene: PTDSS1
Product: phosphatidylserine synthase 1
Exons: 13
Coding region: 135-1556 (473 amino acids)
Biological process (GO): phosphatidylserine biosynthetic process
Molecular function (GO): L-serine-phosphatidylethanolamine phosphatidyltransferase activity
Source: RefSeq, a predicted model, not a curated record